AUGCGCAGAAACUUGACAACCAUGUCAUCCUUGGCUGCAGUAGUCUUGCUGCGUGAAUCUGAAAACCCCUCGAAAAAGGAUGUUAUGGGUCCUGUUGCGAAACGCCUCCGCGAAGGGCUCGCCUUGGAGAUAACCAGCCUGCUGAUCAAGAUAAAUAUCUGGGGAAUCGUCUGCCACGAAGCUUCGCGCAAGAUCAGAGUUCUCAAGCUGGAGCGAGGUGAUUGGGAUGACGUGAUCAGGUGUAGCCUAGACGUGGUUAACUUGAACGCAUCAUCGAAACCUGAAUUCGAAGCGAUUUCUUACGUCUGGGGUGGCGGAUCGGAAAGCCCGCCACAUAUUCUGGUAAAUGGCCGCAUGUGUAAUGUGCACGUUAAUCUCCUAGCAGCUAUCCGACACUUUCGCAGCACAACAAGCACGAGAACGCUCUGGGUGGAUGCUAUUUGUAUCAACCAGAAUGAUGUCAAGGAGCGAAACCGACAAGUGGGGAUUAUGGGGAUUAUUUAUCGUCAAUGUAAGAGGGUACUGAUCUGGCUGGGUGAGAGUGAAGCAGCGACCUCCCGAAUGAGCCGAACGAGUUUUUGCAAGUGGGAGACAGACUUCAGCGUGCUAUCUCCGCAUCCUUUGAUCCACGACCAUGACCGAGAGAAAAUCAGACAGUUCGUGGCCAGAUACAAGAGAUACUACCAGCUACCCUUCGCACUCCGGUAUCACUCGAGGAUCGAUAGCGUCAUGGGAGCAUAUUGUCUUAUCAGCCUGCUCGCUCAAAAUUAUUGCCUUAAUCAGGAGAAUUUCCCCUUCUUAUGUCAAGAAGCCUCACGCAACAUCUUUCUAGCUCUCGGGGAUAUCGUGUCUAGGCCCUGGUGGACUCGCAUUUGGGUUAUUCAAGAGCUUGUCCUGGCGCCUCAGGCUAUGGUCUAUUAUGGCAGAUUCAUUGCCCCCUGGGAUCUUUAUCCCUACGACAUCCGACUGCUUGAAACUUUCAUGCAUGCAGUACUCGAGAUUCAAGAUUUGCGACAGCAAUGGCAAGCAUUGCUGAGCGGCGAUAGAGGUGGCGACAGAAGUGGCGACAGAAGUGGCGAAAACACUCGGAUCUAUCUUCGUCAUUUGCUGUGGAAAUUCCGCAGUCGCAUCAGUUCCGAUCCAAGGGACCAAAUCUACGCGCUUCUGUCCCUAGUCAACUCCUGGGGAGCCGGACGGAGUAUGUAUGUUGACUACAAAGUUGACAUGAAAAUCCUCUACCAAGUUACUCCUGAACGCAUAAUCAACGCUGAGGAAUCUCUGCUCAUUCUCGCGGGAGUAACUGCCAAAAAGGAAGGUCAUGAUGACUUGCCAUCCUGGGUUCCGGACUGGACGACUCAGCCUUCUUCUCGUUUCGAGUCGGAACGACUGGAACGACUGGAUCUCUUCAAGGCCUCCAAUGGAGCGAAGAUGAAGUUGCCAGUGCGGGUAGUCGAAAACUCCCUCCUGAGGCUCCACGGCAAGUGCGUCGAUGAGGUCACAGAUGUGUCGGAUCUCAUGACGUAUGACGACAGAAAUUUAGAUGAUUCUUUCGACACAUUCGCUUCGUGGUAUAAUUUGGUCAUCCGUGGCGGCCCGAUGACAGCCAAGUAUGUCACUGGCCGAGAAACGAGGAUGGAGGCCUACUGGAGGACUUUAUGCAUGGACACAGCUAGGAAGAAUACUGUGACAGGAGCCACCUACGGCAAGGGAUACGAGUAUCAGCGGUGUGCUCCUGACUACGUUCAAAAGUCUCUUGAUUCGUGGAUGGAUCCAGAGCUAAAACCUCACCUCGCUCUCACAAGAGGUUACCAUCAAAACGCAACUUCCUCACUCGAUAAAACCGAUGGGGCCACUCAGAUUACCCCUCCACUUAGGACCGAUCAGGGCAAGGAUCUCUCAAUCCGUGAUGAAAGCCUGAAUUACAUUGAGGUGGACAUGUUCCUUUCAUUGUUCGCAAGGCUCAAAACAGACCUGUAUUGA
This is a messenger RNA of Diaporthe amygdali, 1980 nucleotides long. RefSeq lists its product as uncharacterized. The transcript has 4 exons. Lineage: Eukaryota; Fungi; Ascomycota; Sordariomycetes; Diaporthales; Diaporthaceae. The coding region runs from base 1 to 1980 and encodes 659 amino acids. The record is from RefSeq and is a predicted model, not a curated record.